GGCCGGGGCAGGGCCGCGGGCCGCCAUGGGGGUGACGGUGGAGGUGCACCGCGUGUACCGGUACCCCUUCGAGCAGGUGGUGGCCAGCUACCUCCGCAAGCCAGCUGCCAGUUCUCCGUCUCCUGUUAGCAGAGGUCUGUCUUUGACAAAGGCAGUGCCAAGAGGAACCCGGAGGAUGUCUGCUUGAGAGAAGCCCAGUGAGCUCCGGCACCCGGGCAGCUGUGCGGCUGAUGCACAGCAGAACUGGGCUGAACGCGUGGGGCCGUGUCCUGUGGCUGAACCUGCCCGGCGUUCUGCUGUGGUGCGAAUGCCCUGGGCAGCCCUGGCCGGUGCGGCGGCAGAGCAAAGCCCUGCGCGCUUGCUUGCAGCCAAGGCAGUCCCAACGACUCUAAUUCAUCAGCAGUGCUGUGACGACCUGCGGUGUGCAGCCUUGCUCCUGCUGCUGCCGUCCCAGGUGCUGGGAGGCAGAGAAUGCCUCAUGCUAAGUACCCUUUUAUUAAAAAUUGUCAGAUCCUUAAAAACUGGAUUGGUUUUAUGGGUUAGGGUAGGAGGGGAAGACGAUACGUUGCACUUCUACCAAGAAAUAACAAGUUUUUCCUGUUUGCUGAAAGCCUGUAAAGACGACAUUGGGCUUGCUGAAGUUACCAGGCUUCUGCACGCAAUCUCGGUGCGGUCAGCUUCUCGUCUAUAGCAUCCAUCUCAUGAGGAAAUGACUGAUGAGUUACGUGAAUCUCUAAAAGAUGUAACUGACUGCCUAAUUUUUUUCUGGUGUUUGAUGGCUCAGUAAAAAAUGGAAUUGGUUCCCUGUAGUGGUGUCAUGCCCCGUACUGAAAACCGAACUGUCAUGUAUGUGAAAUUCUUUUACAGGGGAAAGACCGAAAAUAUCCUCACAAGCCGAAGUGCCAGAACUUUGAACAGUAAAUACAGGCAAAGAUGCUUAGUCUGGAGUCUUCUGUUUCUGUUAACCAUCUACAGCUAUUCUUUUUUUGCACUAGAAUAGGACUGUGCAAAGAUGCAUUUAAGGUUUUCUUUAAAAAAACCCAAAAAGAUGGGGGGCAAAAAAGGAAACAUUUUUUUUCUCUCGCCCUGCUGCAGAAAUCCCGAGCUGUAUCUUUGGCAAGCUUGGACAGUCAAAUUUGCUAACCAUGUAGUUUAGACUGCCACACUAUGGCUAACCAAUGGAUGUGCUCCGAAAUACUCAUUUGAAAACUGAACAAACUUGGAAAAGAGAAGGCAGGGCCAGCUUUUGCUGAUUUCAUUGAGUGCUUGGCAAUUAGAGGUGAGAGGAGAAGCAGAGUUAGUGCUUUUCAUUGUGAAAAAUUUGAACCAGAGUAGAAAUGCAAAUGGGAAUUGUAUUCUGUAGUAUACUUCCAUAUGACUUGAGAAGGGCAGUUGGAGGUGAAUAGCGAGGCUAAUUAUGACAGCCAGAAGCGCAGAGCAGAAAGGUUAAAAUAAUCCUCAUUUGUAUGUGGCAGCAAAGUGCAUCACAUGCUUUUAACCAGGACUUUACUAUGAUUGAAAAAAUAAUUGCCAUAGUUACUCAAAUGCCAUAGUUAAAGUUGACUUCAGGGCUCCUGCUCUCGUUCUUUCUGUUGCGACUCUGCAGGUUGAACCUUUGAAUGUUGUUAUAUCACAAAAUAGGGUGGGAAGGUGCAACCAGUUAUGCUCUCAGAGGAGACCAAAGCCAAAGCAGUUGGGGUUCUUCAAGGGCAUGUUUGUGCCAAGACAUCUCUUGGCAAACAGAAAUCCCCUAUUGCCUCGACCGGGGCAUUUUGUGUAUCAGCUGCAAUUUAUGAUCUCUGAGGAUGGAGCAAAGAAGUCACUUGGACUGUGGAAGUAUCCCAGUCCCAUGGAGAAACACAUCACGGCUGUAGAGACAGUGGAAGAGAAAACAGAUUUGUCUACGGGGAUUAUUUACCGGAGGAGAAUUGCAACGUGCCAGAAUGUGAUUCCUGAAAUUUUAAGAAAGGUCAGUGUCUUAAAAGUGCCCGACAUCUACUUGGAAGAGGAAUCUUGGCUUAAUAUGCAGAAAAGAAAUAUGGCUAUGAAAACUCAUUGUCUUACGUGGACACAGUAUGCGUCUCUGAGCGAGGAGUCUGUCUUCAGAGAGAGCUUGGAGAAUCCAAACUGGACGGACUUCACACAAAAAGGCAGAAUAUCAGUUACGGGGGCAGGUUUGCUCAACUGUGUGUUGGAAGCUUUUGCUCAAUCGUUUUUAAAGCAAGGUGUGAGGAAGUCAGUGGGUGUUGGAGCGUGGAGCCUGGGCAGCACCCGCAGUCCCUUCGGACACUCUUCUCUCCGCUGGCGCAGGGGCCGACAGCCCCAACCUCUCAUUCGUCCUUCAGAAGCGGAUUUUGGAAUCUGCGCCCCAAGAACUGCAGAUGGAAAUGUAUUUCAAAAGGCACAGCCAUUUAUUCAUUUGCUUAUUCUUGAUAACUAUAAGACCUUUUUGUUGUGGCUUUAAAAAAAAAAAAAAGAGAGAAGUAGACAGCUAUGCUAGUGUAAGCAAUGACUGUGAUCAACGAAACGUGUCUUGCAGGCUUAUGACAGCGCAGAGCUAGCGGAUAAAACAAACUAGCUCACAGUAUCUCUACAAUGUUGCAUUAGAAAUCCUUCAGCGAUUUUGGCUAUGUCUGCAGAUUUGUGAAAAAGAAAAAUACAAGCGCACCAGAUCUGGUAUAAAUGUACAGUCUUGCCUGGUUUUUCCUCCCACCUCCAAAACAUCCAUCUCCCUGAGGCAGCAGCUGUAUCUAUGCAUUUCGUUUCUUCUAAGCUGUUAGAUAGAGUUCCUUUUGUGGCUUGGCCAUAGAGUAGUUUUGUGGCACAUUUUACCCAGAUGUAAUAAAUGGCAAUACAAAGAUGAUAUUUAAAGUUUUAAUAGGUAUGUUGCAUGAAUGACAAUGCUUGAUAAAUGUUCUCCAGGCUGCCGUUUACUUCCUAUC
Harpia harpyja (harpy eagle) is the source of this 2942-nucleotide messenger RNA. RefSeq names its product PRELI domain containing 2 (gene PRELID2). Lineage: Eukaryota; Metazoa; Chordata; Aves; Accipitriformes; Accipitridae. The transcript has 7 exons. Gene Ontology annotation, cellular component: mitochondrial intermembrane space. Gene Ontology annotation, biological process: phospholipid transport. The coding region runs from base 1712 to 2464 and encodes 250 amino acids. The record is from RefSeq and is a predicted model, not a curated record. Gene Ontology annotation, molecular function: phosphatidic acid transfer activity.